Molecule: messenger RNA, 3421 nt
Organism: Xyrauchen texanus (razorback sucker)
Lineage: Eukaryota; Metazoa; Chordata; Actinopteri; Cypriniformes; Catostomidae
Product: excitatory amino acid transporter 1-like
Exons: 11
Coding region: 239-1912 (557 amino acids)
Biological process (GO): L-glutamate import across plasma membrane; L-aspartate import across plasma membrane; D-aspartate import across plasma membrane
Cellular component (GO): plasma membrane
Molecular function (GO): neutral L-amino acid transmembrane transporter activity; L-glutamate transmembrane transporter activity; glutamate:sodium symporter activity
Source: RefSeq, a predicted model, not a curated record
CCAGGAGCUUCUAAGAUUAUUAAAUUCCCAACACAGGCUGGCUCACACUGAUCACUCAAAGCAUCUCUCACCAUAAGAGCUCACUGGAAGCAGAUUGAAAGAUUCAACAAAUCCAUUAAGUGAAUUACACAAUCUGUCAGACAUCCAAAUCUGAUGAAAUCCAGACUGUGAGAUGACGGAUCUUGUCUCAAAUAACUGUAAUGAUGCUGCACUAUUCAGCACAGAUUGAAGUUGCUUGAUGAGAUCUCUAAUGAGGUCAUAUACAAAAGAUUUCAGUGUGUUGAGUGACACCUCCAGAAUGACCAAAAGCAGCGGUGAGAAGUCGCAGUCAUGCAGCCGUGUGCAACAGAUCCGAGAGGGAAUUCACCUGCGUUCCCUCAAGGCAAGGAAGAAAGUGGAAGAUGUCUCUAAAGAUGACGUUAAGACAUUUUUGAGAAGAAAUGGUUUUGUGCUGUUCACCAUUGGAGCCGUGGUCAUUGGUAUCAUGCUGGGGUUUGCCCUGCGGCCAUACAAGAUGUCAUACAGAGAAGUGAAGUAUUUCUCCUUUCCCGGAGAACUAUUGAUGCGAAUGCUGCAGAUGUUAGUGCUCCCCCUACUGGUAUCCAGUUUGAUUACAGGGAUGGCAGCGUUGGACAGUCGUGCCUCUGGAAAGAUGGGCAUGCGUGCAGUCAUAUACUACAUGACCACUACUUUCAUCGCCGUGUUUAUUGGCAUCAUCAUGGUUCUGAUUAUCCACCCGGGCAAAGGCUCAAAAGAUGAAUUCACCAAACAGCAGAAGAUCGAGCAGGUCAGCCCUGCGGAUGCCUUCCUAGAUCUCAUCAGAAACAUGUUUCCACCGAAUCUGGUCCAAGCUUGCACACAACAGUUCAAGACUCAGUAUGGCAAGAGAAUAAUUCAUGUGAAGAUGAUAGUGAAUGAUUCUAUAUUUAACCUAACCAACGCCACCCAAGAGAUCGCCCGAGAGGAGGUAAUUCCUCUUUCUGGCACCACCAGUGGGGUUAAUGCCCUUGGGCUGGUAGUAUUUUCAAUGUGCUUCGGCUUCAUAAUUGGGAAUAUGAAGGAAAAGGGACAGGCUCUCAGAGACUUCUUCGACUCACUCAAUGAGGCCAUCAUGAGACUUGUUGCUAUUAUUAUGUGGUAUGCUCCUAUUGGAAUUCUCUUUCUGAUUUCUGGAAAAAUCGUGGAGAUGGAUGACAUCACUGAGAUGGGCGGUCAGCUGGGCAUGUACACUGUCACAGUGAUAAUUGGCCUCAUGAUACAUGGUGUGAUCGUUCUACCGACUUUGUACUUUGUCAUCACACGGAAGAACCCUUUUAUCUUCAUCACGGGUUUACUGCAGGCCCUCAUCACUGCUCUCGGAACAUCUUCCAGCUCAGCUACUCUUCCAGUCACCUUCAAAUGCCUGGAAGAGAAUAACAAAGUUGACAAACGUGUGACUCGAUUUGUGCUGCCUGUUGGAGCUACGAUCAACAUGGAUGGAACAGCACUCUAUGAAGCCCUGGCAGCCAUCUUUAUCGCCCAGGUUAACAACAUGGACAUGAACUUUGGGCAGAUCUUAACCAUUAGCAUUACAGCCACUGCUGCAAGUAUUGGGGCAGCAGGAAUCCCCCAGGCUGGGCUGGUCACCAUGGUGAUUGUACUGACCUCUGUCGGACUGCCGACUGAUGAUAUCUCCCUCAUCAUUGCAGUUGAUUGGUUUCUCGAUCGACUGCGCACUACAACUAAUGUGCUGGGAGAUUCAAUAGGAGCAGGAAUUGUGGAGUUCCUAUCCAAAGAUGAGCUUCAAAGCCGUGAGGUGGAGUUGGGAAGCUCUGUGCUAGAGGAGAAUGAAGUGAAGAAACCAUAUCAGAUGAUUUCUCAAGAGAACGAAUAUGAGAAUGAGAAACAACCACAGAGUGAAACCAAGAUGUAGAGGAUGCAUGUUCAGUGUUUAACUAAGGAUUUUUUGUGUGCUUAUGUAUGUAUAGUGGCCCCAAAAAUUAUCUAGACACUUAAGCCACACUUAAGUAACAUUAUAAAACAAAAUUUCAAACAAAGUGGCAUUUAUUUUAAAUAAAUAUAGCACAGACACACUUUUCAAGCAAAAUAUUACACAAAGUAGUUUGAUAGGUUUCAAAUGAUAAAAUUAGAUAUAUUGUGCAAAACAAAACAAAACAAAAACGUAUUUGGACAAUUAAACUUUGUAGAAAUGUGUGGUAAAUCUGACAGGGCACCUUUGUGAACUUGAGGGGGACUGACUUCAUAUAUCCACUAAAAAACACCAGUUGGUUAAAAAAAUUUAAUAAUGGCUAUAGGUCAAGUUAGUUCUGAGAACAGGUCUAGCAUAAUUUUUUUGCCAAUGCCACUAUUUUUGAUGUUUUGUUUUUUGAUGCAACUUAAGUGUCUAAAGGAGUCCAAACAGUUUUUGGAGCCAUUGUAAGCCUAUGUGUUGGCUUUGUUAUGUUUUCUUUAUUUUAUAUUUUUCAUUUUGCAUUUGGUUUUCAGCCUUCUUUUGUCCUUUUACUGUUAUUUUAUUCUUGUGCUUUGGAUAUCUCCAGGUCAUGCCAAUUAUUCAUUUGAUCUGACAGGAGAGGUUUGCAUUUAUAAAAAAAUAUAAUAAUGCAUGUUCUUUUUUGUACUUCUUUCAUUUUUUCAUUAAUUAGUUGAAAUGUGAAUCUAUCGUACAGAUGGCAUUGAAAUUAAUCGUAGAUGCAACAGGUCACACAAGCUACAGUUACAAUAAUAAUAUCUGGAAUCAAACCUUAUGGGUUUGACGAGGUUAAACAGAACAGGGUCAUGAAUGUACACUGGAUUGAUUUUAAGCUGAAAUUAAUUUUACCGUACUUUUAUCACAGUUAAUUAUCCAUGUGAUAAGAAAGAGUCAAUGUAACACUGUUAAUGUAAAGUUUUGAACUGAGUGUUCAACAUGGUCAGGAUUCCAUGAUUCAAGAUCUUUGGUCAUUUAUAAAAGAGGAUAAAAUAUGUCAAACUGUAAAUAUCAGGAGAAAAUUAUGUUUGGUUUGGAAAGAUGCUUAACAUGUCUUUAUGUAUGCAAGGACUCAUUAAUAUUUGAGCAGUUAUUUUAGCAUAUCCACGACCUUUUAUUGCCAUUUGCUAACAUUAAUAAUAAUUAGAAAUUAUUAUUAAAUGCUACUGAUUAUUAAUUGUAGGUGAAUGGGCUGAGUGUUACUCCUAGAGUCCUGUGAUUGCGAUAACACACAAAGUUUUGUCAUUUUGAAAACUGUAUAUCUUUUGAAACAGAAAUAGACACACAAUAUAUACCAAUUCAAUUGAAAACGUUUUUUUAAAUGCUUAAAUAUGUUUUUCAGGUUGCUGAAUAUUUCCUAUCAAGUGUGUAAAGAACAAAAUGGGUAUUUAGAAAUGAUAUAUAAUAAAGAUGAUAAGGAUUUUGUGUAUGUUAAAUAUAGUUUUAAAUAAAAUG